AUGCUAGAUCCAGCUAAUGAUUUGGUUCCACCACCAUCUUCACCCUCCAUCUCUUCCAUUUCUUCAUCUGAUCUUGACACUGAGUCCACAGGAUCAUUUUUUCAUGAUAGAAGCACAACGUUAGGGACUCUAAUGGGACUCAGUUUUCCGGCGAUUACAUUCAGAGUCCCAUCGCAGCACCGCGACUCACAUUCCGACGCCGGAGCCUGCAGCGCUGGAUCCAUUAGAAAUGCUUCUAACAGAAAGAAGAAAAGGACCUCUGCCGCCGUAUCGGUGGCCGCAGAACGGCGGAAAAAGUGGUGGCAGCUGUGUAGGGACAGCGACGCAAGGCCGGCUUCGCUAGGAGAUUUUUUGGAGGUGGAGCGGCGGUUUGGCGACGGGGCUUUUUAUGAAACGGCGGCGGAGCUUGAGGGAAUGGUGGCUGUAGCUGCCCAACCGAGGAACGGCGGGAGAGUGCUUUUUGCUGAUGGGAGGGUUCUUCCACCGGCUGAGGAUGUUGGUAACGGUGAAUCGCCGGCGGAGAGUCUUUGUAAUAGGUUUCCGGUGUCGCUGGCCGGAAUAUGCAGCGGCGGUGCUGGAUAG
Vicia faba (fava bean) is the source of this 582-nucleotide messenger RNA. The record is from the annotation of a GenBank genome assembly. NCBI's taxonomy places the organism in Eukaryota, Viridiplantae, Streptophyta, Magnoliopsida, Fabales, Fabaceae.